AUGAAUAUGGAAGAAGCAGGGAAGGAAAGGAAGCUCCAGUUGCAAGAGCUGGAAGAGUUGAGUUUAGAGGCAUACGAGAAUUCAAGAAUCUACAAAGAAAAGACCAAAUUGUUCCAUGACAAUGUACUCUUAAGAAAACAAUUUAAAAUUGGAAAAAAGGUCUUAUUGUAUAAUUCUCGACUUCAACUCAUGCCAUGUAAGCUGCGUUCCAGGUGGAUGGGUCCGUUUACUGUGACUAAUCUUUUUCCCUAUGGUGCAGUAGAGAUCAAAAGUCUCGACACAGGUAAGAUCUUCAAGGUGAAUGGGCAUCGAUUGAAGUUGUUCCACGAUGAUGCAAAUGUGUCCUCCUCGGUAGACAUCUCAUUGAACAUUCCUCGGAACCUCAAAAAGCGAACAGGGAAGUACCCCCAAAUCCUUCUACUUUAUGCAUAA
Molecule: messenger RNA, 432 nt
Organism: Nelumbo nucifera (sacred lotus)
Lineage: Eukaryota; Viridiplantae; Streptophyta; Magnoliopsida; Proteales; Nelumbonaceae
Source: RefSeq, a predicted model, not a curated record